Molecule: messenger RNA, 1705 nt
Organism: Daucus carota subsp. sativus
Lineage: Eukaryota; Viridiplantae; Streptophyta; Magnoliopsida; Apiales; Apiaceae
Exons: 4
Coding region: 97-1329 (410 amino acids)
Molecular function (GO): nucleic acid binding; zinc ion binding
Source: RefSeq, a predicted model, not a curated record
AUUCGAAAGACGAGGUCGCGAAGCUUAAGAAAGGAAAGGCUCCAUUAGGUGACAGUUAGAGGAUUACUUUAUCAAGUGGAAAACGAGUUGAGAAAAAUGUCAACCACACCAACAAACCCAGAUGAGGGUAAUCAGAAUCAAGGUCGGGAUCAAGAAGACCCUACCAUGACUCAAAUUCUCCGUCUUCUUCAGCUGCAAACCGCUGCUUUGAACCAGCAGCCCCAAGCUCCUCGAGUCGGAAGCUUUAAAGCUUUCCAAUCCCUCCACCCACCUGAAUUUAGGGGAACUACAGAUCCAAUUAAAGCGAAAACCUGGAUAAAGGAAAUGGAAAAAGCUUUUUCUUUAACGGAGGUGGGUGAAAAUAAGAAAACGGAAUAUGCAAGUUUCUACCUGAAAGACGAGGCAAAUUUUUGGUGGGAGUCCACCAAGACCUUAGAAGGAAAUGGUAUUAUUACGUGGGAAAGGUUUACGGAGUUAUUUUUGGAAAAGUAUCUACCUCAAUACUUACAAGAUCAGUUGGAAGUUAAGUUUUUAGAAUUGAAACAGGAAGGUAUGACUGUGGCAGAAUAUGAGGCAAAGUUUUCAGAAUUGGCAAGGUUUGUGCCAGAAUAUGUGAAUACGGAACACAAAAAGGCAAAACGGUUUCAACAAGGACUUAAGUCAUGGAUACGUAGUCGAGUGUCAGUUUUUGAGCUUCAAACAUAUGCUGCAGUGGUUCAGAAGGCUAUGAUUGUGGAAGGUGAAAGUGAGAUGUCAAAAAGAGAGAACGAUAGUAAGAAAAGAAAAUUUGAAAGGUCUGAAGAAAGUCAAGGGCAAUCAAGUGGAAAGUCUAAAGGUAAAUUCAGGAAAGGUUCUGACAACCCAACCAAUAAAGGAUUUCAAGGAUCCAAGCCCGGAAAUGUUGGACAGAGUAACCGUUUCUCCGGUCAGAAUCAGCAACAGAAAGGUAAUAGACCUCCGGCCCCAGAAUGUAAGACUUGUGGGAGGAAGCAUUCUGGAAUCUGUAACAAGCCUAACAUCACAUGCUUCAAAUGUAACAAGAAGGGUCAUUAUUCUUCAGAAUGUACUAGUACUUCGGGCAAGAAGGGCGUGACAUGUUUUAAGUGUGGCAAGUUGGGCCAUAUGGCAAGAGAUUGCAAGGAGCCUGUUCAACAAGCAAAUGUUCUGAGGAUAGCUGGAUCACCAACACCGACACCUCCAGUACAACCAAGAGCCAGAACUUUUAAUAUGACGAUGAAAGAUGCUGUUCAGGACUCAGAUGUGGUUGCAGAUUCGAAAGACGAGGUCGCGAAGCUUAAGAAAGGAAAGGCUCCAUUAGGUGACAGUUAGAGGAUUACUUUAUCAAGUGGAAAACGAGUUGAGCUAAGCAAGAGGAAGAUGGCCAGUCCUAGGUGCUCAGUUCGUUAGACUGUCUACAUCCCCCUCUCUGUUUCAUUAGAUUACUUUAGCAGCUCAGGUAGAGGACGCUUUGGAUAGUCAGUGAGGAGUAAGUAUGUUAGUAUGGACCGUUGUAAACAGUACCUUUGAGAUGUUUUAUAUAAUUCCAAGUAGGAAUUAUGGUUGAUGCUAUUUAUUAAGGGUUUGUAAUAAGUUUAUAACUUAUUAUUUUGGUUAGUAGUUGUAACUUGUUUCAUACCAUCACCUGUUAAAGAUCCUUGUGGUGUAAAGGGGUUGAGUAUUUAUAUUGCUAAAUCCAGGUUGUGCA